Messenger RNA from Colletotrichum karsti, 699 nucleotides. RefSeq lists its product as uncharacterized. Lineage: Eukaryota; Fungi; Ascomycota; Sordariomycetes; Glomerellales; Glomerellaceae. Bases 1 to 699 code for a protein of 232 amino acids. The record is from RefSeq and is a predicted model, not a curated record. The transcript is spliced from 4 exons.
AUGCAGAAUUACCGCCAUGAUCCAUCGAUAUCCACGGCCCGGUCUCGCGAUGCAGACACUGGGACCCAGGCAAGCCAAAAGCCCAGCACUGUGCCCACAAGCAUCUUACCUCCUCAGCUACCCGUAACGUCCUUCGGAGGACCUUCGCAGCGUGUCCAGCCAUCGCUUGCCGGCUCUACCACCCUACCUGUUCUGUCUCACGAGGAUGGCCGCCGAGGCAGAACGCUGCGCAGCAGCGCGACGUGGACCUCGUCCACCGCCGACUUGGCCCUGAUUCCGGACAAAGACGAGAUUCAAGAUCGCCGAAAGUUCGUUCAAGAAUACAAUCGCCUGGCCAAGAAGCACGGAAUUCGAAUUCUCGUUGUUGAAGAUUUCGAUGGACUUGAGACCAAAGUCGAGGAGGCUGCGUCGCUUCGGCGUCAGUUAGAGACACGAGACGACAUGGACAUCGGUCUCCUCAGCGAACAAUUGAGGUCAGCAAAACGCGAGUGCGCCAUGUGGAAGGGGCGAGCAGAGACGGCGGAGAAACGGGUAGCUGCUUUGGAGCGGUUUACUCGCAGGUUGCGAGGUAUCAAAGCGGGAGACGCCCAAGAUGACUACGACGAUGCCUCAUCUGGAGAGAAGGGGAGCUUUGAGACGAUGGAGGACUUGCACGACGUCGUGGAGGCGGUUCGGGAGCUUUUGGCGGACACGGCUUGA